Messenger RNA from Drosophila innubila, 1877 nucleotides. RefSeq names its product zinc finger protein 853-like. NCBI's taxonomy places the organism in Eukaryota, Metazoa, Arthropoda, Insecta, Diptera, Drosophilidae. The transcript has 8 exons. The record is from RefSeq and is a predicted model, not a curated record. Bases 51 to 1712 code for a protein of 553 amino acids.
UCGUUGAGAGUAACUUAGAAAAUGCGCAAAUAAGGAACCGACUUUCCGAGAUGAAUAAGCAAGCGCAGGAAUUAAAGGACCAGAAUAAAGACAUUCAUCGCGAUAAUGAUAUUUUGAAGGAGAAGUAUGCCACUGCAAAUGCUAAUUAUACCUCGCUAGAGAUUGUGUACGACGAGAAAUUGGCUAAUCUAAAUGUCGAAUUAAGCAAACUUAAUAAUGAACAAGAGCACUUACAGCGAAAGUUGAAGAGAGGGGAGGAGCACUAUCAGCAAAAUAUUGCUCAAUUGCAAUCCAUUGUGCGGGAGAAAGAAAGCCAGUUGAAGCAACUGCAAGUGGAGCAUAAACAGAUUCAGGAGCACAAUAGUCAAAUGGAAGCGGCUUUUGAGCAGGAAAAGCUACAACUUGAAUAUAAGUUUGACGGUCUAGCACAACUAAAAGAGACGGAGCUAUUAAAGGUCCAAAGCGAGUUGCAGCAACAGAUUGUUGCUUGUGCUCAUCACAUCGAGGAGAAUUCCCAUCGGGAGGAGCAAGCACAGCAAAUCAUAUCUAAAUUGGAGGCCCAGCUGUCGGAAAAAGAGAUGCAAAUGGUCGAUCUGCAAAUGGAGCACACACAGCUUCAAGAGCAUAGCAGUCAGAUGGGAGCGGAUUUUGAGCAGGAAAAGCGGCAGCUUCAGCAGAAAUUUGAGGGUCUUGUACAGUUGAAAGAGAAGGAAAUUUCACACUUAAAAGCGGAGUUGCAGCAACAUACUUUUACAAAUGCUCAGCGGAUCGAGGAGGACAUACGCCGGGAGACUGAACUGCAGUCAACUCUAAUAAAGCUGGGGGAAAGUGAGAAGCGUUGUGAGGACCUACAAAAGCAUUUUAAUAAAUUGUCGGAUGAAGCAGAAUGCACAGUGCAACAACUUGAAAGUGAAAUGGAGGAGAAACAAGCAGAAAUAAAUGAGCUAGACGAGAUGUUAAGUUCAGUCCUCGAUCGGAACGAAAAAAAAAGGUUAGCAGGUACCGCUGAUCAAGAUGCUAAGGCUCAGGAAGAGCAGAAAAAACACGAAAGUCAAAUGGCCGAACAGAAACAGCAGUAUAAUAAAAUGGAGCAGAAGUUAUCACUUGAAAAGGCCGAGCUGGCACAACAGUUCGAAACUUACAAGGAAGUUCAGCAGAAGGAUCUGACUGAACUCCAAAAUAUGUUGCAGCAGAAGGAAGCCGAUUUAGUAUCCUGUAAUAAGGAUUUUGCCGAUCUGGAGCGCCAAAAGAAUUCUGAAAUUGCGCAGCUUAAGUACAAGUUAACUCAUAUUGGGCACGCCUUUUCACAGUCUGUCGGCAGCGCUGAUCCUGUGAUUAGAGAUCAACAUAAAAGUCAGACAACUGGCAAUGAACCUGCGCCCCGAACACAGCGAGUGGCUUCAGUUGUUGCAACUGAAGGCUGCGGCAACAGUAUAACAAAAAUAGCAGCAGCAGUAGCACCUUCAAACUCCAAAUCUGUAACAUCAGUAGAAGUAGCUGUUCCUGGGAUUAUCAGACGCCGCCAAUUGGUUAAGCGACCCGUUAUCCAGAUGAACUUUUCGGACUUUAACACUGAUACAGAUGAUACCGACCAACAGUCAGAUUGGGAGCCACCAAAAAAAAGAAACGUUGCUAAACCCAAGUACAUGAGUAAGAUUUCGCCACAGGAUACUGAAACUAUGUUCAAUAAACUAAAGCAGUCAACCAUCUAAUAUAGUGGAAGCUACUUCGUAGCGUUAAACAUUUCCACAUUUCUUAAAAUACUUUUGGAAAAUAAGUAUUCUGAAACGAAUGGAAAACCUACAAUUAAUUUCAUUAAAUAUUUAUGAAAGGCACAUAAUGCCUUGUCUUUAAGGACAUUUCAUUUUAAUUUUUGC